Corticium candelabrum is the source of this 2100-nucleotide messenger RNA. RefSeq lists its product as uncharacterized. Bases 1272 to 2072 code for a protein of 266 amino acids. The transcript has 6 exons. The record is from RefSeq and is a predicted model, not a curated record. NCBI's taxonomy places the organism in Eukaryota, Metazoa, Porifera, Homoscleromorpha, Homosclerophorida, Plakinidae.
UGUCUGGGUAUGUCUUUAGUCUGGGGACUUUCGAAAGCUUGGUCAGCUAGUAGCAAUGUCAAUUGUUCAUGGAGGUCCGGGCAGGCUAUUUUUACCUAAGACAAUGUUUGAGUACAUGUAUGGGAAAGAAAUAAGAGAGCUGUCUAUUUCUCCACUUGACAUUCCUCACCACGACAUUGCCAUCAUUGCAAAAGAGCUUCAAGAGACUAGUGAUGGUCAGUUUGUUGAUGCCAUAAGCCAGGAGACUGUUCUGGAUGUGUUGACAAAUGCUGGAUGUACUUCUCUUCAUCAAGAGGACAAAGAGAGCAUUUUGCGUAUGCUCUGUCUCCAUCAUUGUCUUUUUGCAUUGAAGGGUGAAAUUGAUUAGCUGUGUGAGGGCAUGGCAAAUUUGGGAGUUUUUGAAAAAAUUAGAUCAGCGCCAGACAUGUUUGCAGGUUUUUUUCUUGGGAACAGGUGUUGAAGAAGUAACUGCUGAGUAUUUAAGAGACUUGUUUAGAAACAAGAUCUUUUCAGUAAAGGGCACCAGCGAGAGAGAAAGAGAAGAAGCUACAUUUUUAUAUUUUUUGGAUUUUCUGGACAAAUGCCAAAGUGGCAAGCUUGAUGUUACUUCGAAGGAAAUAAUGACCUUCUUUUCAGGAUCUAAUGAAGUUCCUGCUGUUAAAUUUUCUCCAGCUUCCUCUUUGCAUUUCAAUAAGGACAACUUGUAUCCAAUAGCUUCUACUUGUUCUCCGGAGUUAGUCUUACCAUCUAAGUACUACAGCCCUGAAGAUUUUAGGAAGAGCAUGACUACCGGGCUCUUGUGCCAUGGUGGAUUUGGGAAAACUAGAACUUAAGUUUAGUACCUUUAUUACCUGUGCGUGCAGCGUUUUUGACGUUUCAUUUAUAAGCAUGCAUUUAUUUAUAUGCUAUAGCAUGCUUUUCCACAAUUAUUAAGUUUUGCAGCUGUUCUAGCGUGAUAUUUAAAGCUGUUGCCUUAACCUGACGUAAAUACCUGAUGAAGCAAUUAUCUCCCUGUGUCUGCUACCUACACUGACAUUUCUGAUGAUGAGCUAGACUCAGUUAUACAGAGCUUGAUCCAAAAGUUUCCAAGUAGUGGAUAUGGUAUGAUGGAUGGUUACCUUCGAGGGCGUGGACUCCGCAUUCAGCAAGGAAGACUUAGAACUGCCAUGCAGAGGUGUAAUUCUUAUGGUGUGGUACUAUAAAGUGGUUGGGUCAUAUUCAUCCUAGAGCCUCCUACUCUAUAUAUGGUCCUCAGCCACUAUGGCAUAUAGAUGGGAAUCACAAACUUUUGGAGACUUGUUAUUCAUGCUGGUGUCGAUGGUUUUUCAAGGCUACCUGUGUAUAUUUGUUGUUCUGACAACAACAACAACAACAACAAGUCUUCCACUGUGCUGAGACUCUUUAUUGAAGCUACUACAUUUUUUGGUGUACCAUCAAGAUUUCGGUCUGAUCAAGGAGGAGGAAAUGUCGAGGUGGCACGUUACAAGUUAAUUAAUUUAAAUAAUCCUCGUCGUGGACCUGGUUGUGGGAGCAUGAUAACUGGUCGAAGUGUGCAUAAUCAGCGUAUUGAGCACCUUUGGAGAGAUGUUUUUACUUGUAUUCUUAAAUUUCUUUCAUUGUGUUCUCUUUUCACACACUUGGAAGAAUGUGAAGUUCUCAAUCCAAAUGAUGAUGUGGACUUGUUUUGCUUGCACUAUGUCUGUAUUCCUCGGAUCAACAAUCAUUUGAAGACUUGGCGCUAUGGCGGGAAUAACCACACAUUAAGUGGUCAAUCGAGAACACCCCUACAGCUCUGGACAGAGGGAACUCUAAACAUGAUUGGCAGUAAUCACACCCCUGCACAAGAAAUGUUGGUGUCUGAAGAGUUGGAUCGGGAAAGCUAUGGAAUUGACUGGGAUGGCCCAGUGGCGGAAGAGGAAUCGAAUAAUGUUGCUGUGCCAACGACUCCGCGGCCAGUGAAUGAUGAUGACUUUCAGCUGCUCCAAGCAAUGGUCAACCCAAUAACUGACAGUGACAACUAUGGUAUAGAUCUGUACAUAGCAUGUAAAGAAUUCGAUCGUGCUGGAUCAUAGAACGACCUAAGUCAAAAAUAGAAUUUGU